UAUGUAACUUGCUGGCAUUCUUUUAGGGCAUACGUUUCAAACGACCAUGAAUUUAAUUUUCUUUGCAGCUACUUUAACUGUUUUAUCAUACACCACCGUCUGUUGUUGGGAGCUAAGUUGGAACACUUAUAAAGGAAUGGAAUAUGCUUUGGUAACAACUAAAUCGACAUGGAUCGAAGCUCAGAGAUACUGUUCCCAACAUGUAGGGGUAUUAGCUCAGCCAGAAAGUGCAGAUAUCAACAACUAUCUGAAGUCACUAACUGACAAGAAAACUUGGCUGUGGAUUGGGGCAAGCAAUUUACCCGAUAAGAAGACCUGGGAAUGGCAUAACCCACUUAAAGCGAUUACGUAUUCAGACUGGCAAAGCAGUCAACCUGAUGCUAACUCUACUCAAAAUUGUUUGCUAUACUGGUUUUCCAAUGAAGGUUACAAAUGGGGAGACUACUAUUGUAAUAAGAAAUUUGGAUUUCUAUGUCAAAGGACAAAAGUAUCAGCAAAUGACAGCGACUGUAAGGACAGGAAACCAGCAAAUGACAGCUUCUGUAAGGACAAGAAACCAGCAAAUCAAAAAUGCAUGACAAUCUGUCUUUAAAUUAAAACUACUCAUAAUCCAAA
Mytilus californianus (California mussel) is the source of this 615-nucleotide messenger RNA. Its product is annotated as perlucin-like protein. The record is from RefSeq and is a predicted model, not a curated record. The transcript has 5 exons. Lineage: Eukaryota; Metazoa; Mollusca; Bivalvia; Mytilida; Mytilidae. The coding region runs from base 47 to 592 and encodes 181 amino acids.